AUGCCAGUUCCAUGGGAGGCUCUUAUACCAUUCGGUCUUUUGACUGUCAUGUUCGGAAUAACAGGUACAGCUUUUAACACUGCUAAACGAAUGACCAACGACGGAAAGCCACCACGAUAUAAUCUCGAUUCAUGGGAUUCAAUGAUGAUGGAACGUGAUAGGAGAUUAACGGGAUCGUUGAGAGGGCAAAGUACCGACCCAAUCGCGCCAAAAGAGUUCGCUACAAACUCAGUAUGGGAUACAGAGAGGGUACAUUAG
Molecule: messenger RNA, 258 nt
Organism: Kwoniella shivajii
Lineage: Eukaryota; Fungi; Basidiomycota; Tremellomycetes; Tremellales; Cryptococcaceae
Exons: 5
Coding region: 1-258 (85 amino acids)
Source: RefSeq, a predicted model, not a curated record